UCAAGCUGAUCUCAUAGCUGUUUUAUUCCGAGGUCUUGAGAAUGAAUCUUUCAACUAAUAUAUCUGGAAACGUAGAAGAGAGCCUUGUGUUGAAUGUGAGUAGUUCGGCACUUUGGGCAGCGUCAGUUUCGUUUUCGACGGGUUACUUUGUAGUUACGACUUACAUUAUGGUGAUGCUAAUAAUUGACAUGUGCGUAAACGAGGUCGGAGUCAGCAGAAACGAAAGUAUCGGAAAGAAAAUUGGAGGAUGGAUAAAGAUAUCACGACUCAUAUUUGUCGCUAUUUGCAACAUUUCCUACCUGACUGGUUGUCUCGGACGGGUUUUAGUCGAAAUAUACUACACGAAAUUUUGUCAUUUGUACUAUACCUUGAGAAUCAUGUCCGAAUCGGGUGCUGCCACUUCCAGCUAUUUCACAAUUUGGCUUAGACAUCGAAUAAUUCAUAGCAUUCCCGCUAUGAAACAUGCAACUAAUUAUGCUACUCGCAUCAUAAGUGCAGUUGUACUCGUCUUAGUUUUAGUUCUUCCCGCUUCAAGUGGAUUGCUUUUUGUACUAAACUUCUCAACCAAAUUUACACAGUAUGGUUGCGUUGUAGCUGGACCGCGGGACCCAAAUCUGAUGUCAAUGAUGGUAUUCAAUUUGUCGUCCAUUGCCUUACAAGUCAUGAUCCUAGGACUUUUUCUUCAUCCGCUGCGCCAGCACCAAAAGAACAUUGGCACAGCAGCUGACAAUUUGACACCUAUGUUACGAAGAGCUUUCUUUGCUGCUUUAGUAUGUUGUGUCAGUGAUACUGCUGCUUCCAUUUCAGUUGUAUUUGGCAUACCGUUUAUUAAAAACUUAGCCAUGGAAACUACAUAUUUUAUCAACAUUCUCAUGAUUCUGAUUUGCUUCCCGGAAUGGAAAACAACCCUUUUCCCUUUCAUCAGUUUUACAUCGGAAGAGAAUUAAGAUUCCUGGACAAUGUUUUGCACGAGGAUCAACAAAUAAAAUGCAUCUGGACAGUGUUGAUUUAUUCGUGAUAAUUUUUCAUGUGAAUAUAAACUUUCUGUAGCUAUUUUCGUCAAUAAUUUAAGAUUAAUUUUAUGUUUUUUCUGGAAAACUUUGUAAAAAUUUCAUGAAAGCCUAUACAGUAUUGCCAUAUAAUUGAUAAUUUCCGAGUGUAAGAAUUACGUCGUGGUGUGUAUUAUGUAUCUUCCCUUCCAAAAUGGAUUUGAUAUUCUAUAACAUUUUAUAUGAACAUAAAUAAUAUUUUAUUUCACUUACUCUAUUUAUUUCAGAAUUGUCGUAAAUGGUAAUAAAAUAUCAUAUAAAAUACAUAACAAGCCGAUUUCAAUUUUUGUUAAUGUAGCUGUUGAUAUUGCGUGUUAUGCAGUCCCACUAAUGAAAUAUGCUAACUUGUGAACAAUGUGAA
Molecule: messenger RNA, 1410 nt
Organism: Styela clava
Lineage: Eukaryota; Metazoa; Chordata; Ascidiacea; Stolidobranchia; Styelidae
Source: RefSeq, a predicted model, not a curated record